This is a messenger RNA of Amoebophrya sp. A25, 508 nucleotides long. Lineage: Eukaryota; Dinophyceae; Syndiniales; Amoebophryaceae. The record is from the annotation of a GenBank genome assembly.
AAAGCCACUGUGCAUUUAUCCCGUUUGUUUCAUAGAUGAAGUUGAUGAUGAUGCUUGGUGAUUUUUGAUGUUGAUGAUGAAGAUGAUGCUGAUGAUGAUGAUUGCCAACAUGGUCCCACUAAGGCCCAGGAAAAUACACAUAAAGCGCAAAGUAGAUUUCAAGGUAUACACAACUUGGCUCCAUAUAGCGAACACCGCAGUCAAAUCUUCACUUGUUAAAAAAACCUCGCCUAGAAGUUGCCAUGUGCCUGUAAUUGUAGUAGCGACAUUAGAAAGAGGAGAAGAUAUUGAAAUAAGAGAGAAGGAUAGUACGAAAAAUACGAACACUAAUUGUUUGGAUUAUCUUGUCUUUCAUUUGUCUUUCACUUUUAGUUACAACUCUUUGAUCUCUUCGCGUGUUCAUGCUUCAAAGAAUAGAUUUAUCUAUCAUAUGAUUAUGAUGUCUGUGUCAGUUUACAAGUUAGGAAAUUAUGAUUUUGUCGUUGUAGUCUAUGAUGUCCUCGACUAG